UAGUAUAAAUUGAACAAAUAAGAUAGUACUUUACCAAGUCUAAAGUUUCCAAACCUUAUAAACAUCUAUACAGGUUUGAAAUUCUCUCUUUUUUUUUUAGGUCUAAUCAAAACUAUUUUUACUUAAAGAUUUUAAUUUCUUUAAUGAAAAUGCAUAUGAUUACCAUAAUUACAAAGCUAAUAAUGGAGAAGAUGAAACAAAUUCAAGCACUAAUUUACUCUAUUGAAUUGGAAAUCUUGAGUAAUUGUCUCUUUAGAAUGUUUAUAUGGGGUAACUUAUAUUAGAUUUGUUUGACAAUUCAUAAUAGAGAUAACAAUACGAGUACUACCGAGUAUCUAAAUUUAAAUCCUUUUUUAAAAAUUAAAAUAAAAAAAUUCCUUUCCUUUCCGUUUCAUACUAGAUUCCCCCCUGGACAAGAAUUCCAUACUCCAUCACACCAUGCAAAUCACUAUUUUUGGAAUUCAUUUGAAUAGAGGUUUUAACAUCCAAAUCCAAACAAAUUUACAAUCUUCAACCCCAUUAGAUAUUUUGUUAUUUUUCAUUUUUUCCAAUCCCAAAAAAUUAAAAUUUCAUUAUUUUUUUUUUAACAAUUUUUUUGGUAAAUAAAAAACGCAUGGCAUUGGCAAAAGACACAAAGACCCAACUUUAAUUUCUUGGUCUGCCAUACAACCAAUCCCUCCAUAAAUAUACUCACACCUUCACUUUCCUUUGCUUCCACCAUCUCUCACCAACACCAUUUUUCUCUCUCUCCUCUUUUUUGAGCCCUGAGUUUUCUCCCUCUUUUAAAGCUCCAAUCUUUCGCCGGGAAAUCAACUUUCCGGCGAAUUUCCGGCACAUUUUCUUCAUCCUUACACCCCCACCUCAAAUGGGUUAAUCCCCAUUUUCUCAAAAACACCAAAAAAUCUCAUCUUUUUCACCUCAAAAACCCCAGAAAAACCCACUUAUAAAAAACCCAAAAAACAGAGCAACAAAAAUGAUAAAAUGGAUAGAUUUAUACCAUGUUUUAACAGCAGUAGUUCCACUGUAUGUUGCUAUGAUCUUAGCUUAUGGCUCUGUAAAAUGGUGGAAAAUAUUUUCACCAGAUCAAUGUUCUGGAAUCAACAGAUUUGUUGCUCUUUUUGCUGUUCCUCUUCUUUCAUUCCAUUUCAUCUCAACAAACGACCCUUAUUCCAUGAAUUACAGAUUCAUUGCAGCAGAUACUCUCCAAAAACUCAUCGUUUUGUUCAUCCUCUUCCUCUGGUCUAAGCUCAGUUCAAGAGGCUCCUUAGAAUGGUCAAUCACUCUGUUUUCUCUCUCAACUUUACCCAACACUCUUGUAAUGGGGAUUCCCCUGUUAAAGGGUAUGUAUGGAGAUGAUUCAGGAACAUUAAUGGUGCAAAUUGUGGUAUUACAGUGCAUAAUUUGGUACACAUUAAUGUUGUUCUUGUUUGAAUACAGAGGUGCUAAGCUUCUAAUUUCAGAACAAUUUCCUGAUUCAGCCGGUUCGAUUAUAUCAUUCAAGGUUGAUUCCGACAUCUUAUCCCUUGAUGGGAAGGAGCCCCUCGAAACAGAGGCGGCCAUUGGAGAGGAUGGGAAGAUACAUGUUAAAGUUAGGAAGUCGACUAGUUCAAGAUCCGAAGUGUUUUCUAGACAUUCUCAUGGAUUGAAUUCCAUGACACCAAGACCAUCUAACCUCACAAAUGCUGAAAUAUACUCUUUACAAUCUUCAAGGAAUCAGACUCCAAGAGGGUCUAGUUUCAAUCACACUGAUUUCUACUCCUUUGUGAAUGGAAAGGGUUUGGGUACUGUUAGUCCUAGAACCUCGAAUUAUGGAAAUGCUGCAUUCGACGAGGAAAUUGGUUCCGGGGUCCCUGCAUUUGGAGCUAGAGGAGGUGGUGGUGGUGGGUCGGGUUACCCGGCACCGCCUACGGCUGGGAUAUUUUCUCCUGCAACCGGGCCGAACGCGGUGUCGGGUGCCGGUGGUGUAAAGAAAAAGAGUGGCGGUGGUGGUGCAACCGUUGCGGAUGGUGGUGGUGGUGGGAAAGAUCUUCAUAUGUUUGUAUGGAGUUCAAGUGCUUCACCUGUUUCUGAAGGAGGAUUACAUGUUUUUAGAGGUGGCAAUGGUGGGUAUAAUAAUAAUAAUAAUAAUCAUGAUCAUGGAGCGCUUCCUAAUACUAAAGAUUAUGAUGAUUAUGGAAGAGAUGAGUUUAGCUUUGGUAAUAAAAAUGGCGGGAAUGGACCUGAAGUUGAUGGUCCUACACUGUCGAAGCUGGGUUCGAGUUCAACGACCGAGCUCCGGCCUAAAGCCGCUGCUCAGGGUGAAGCUAAGGCGACUAGCAUGCCUCCGGCUAGUGUGAUGACAAGGCUUAUAUUGAUCAUGGUUUGGAGGAAACUUAUCAGGAACCCCAACACUUAUUCAAGUCUUAUUGGUCUUUGUUGGUCCUUGGUCUGUUUUAGGUGGCAUGUUGAAAUGCCUGCGAUUGUUGCGAGUUCGAUCAAAAUUCUGUCGGAUGCUGGGCUAGGAAUGGCCAUGUUCAGUCUCGGAUUGUUCAUGGCAUUGCAACCGAAGAUAAUAGCUUGUGGGAAUUCAGUGGCUACGUUUGCUGCAGCAGUAAGGUUUAUCACUGGACCGGCUGUCAUGGCAGCUGCGUCCAUUGCAGUUGGGCUUCGAGGAACCCUCUUACACAUCGCCAUAGUGCAGGCUGCUCUACCUCAAGGAAUCGUACCAUUUGUCUUCGCUAAGGAGUACAAUGUCCAUCCCGAUAUCCUCAGCACAGCUGUGAUCUUUGGAAUGCUGAUAGCUCUACCAAUAACACUGGUAUAUUACAUCAUACUGGGGCUAUUCAGAUGAACAGCAGAAGCAGCAAAGCCAGCUAUGAUAUGAUUAAAAAAAGCUGGUGGAACACAGAAGGAUGGCUUAAGGCAGUGCCACUUUACAGUAGUAUUAGUAGUAGAUUCUUAACUUUUGGCAGUUCUUUUUUUUUGGUUAAAUUUUUAGAAGAAGCCUAUUUUGUAAUUUAUUAUCUAACUGGGAGAUCAUAGAAGAAUUUCAAGGUAGAAAAAAGAAGAAAAAAAAGGGUAGAUGAGAAUUAAAGAGAGAAAAAAGAAAGACAAUCUCUGAUGAAAAAUGAAAAAAGCUGACUUUGGGGGAGAAUAUUAAUUUUGGUUUUUGGUGGUAUGUUAACAUGUUUGUUUUUUUCAAUUUUAACCCCUCUUUAAAAUUGGUGCUUUAUUUUUGAUCUUUUUUUGUAAAGAAAAAAGUGAUAAAGCUUUGUCUGUA
Chenopodium quinoa (quinoa) is the source of this 3259-nucleotide messenger RNA. Its product is annotated as probable auxin efflux carrier component 1b. NCBI's taxonomy places the organism in Eukaryota, Viridiplantae, Streptophyta, Magnoliopsida, Caryophyllales, Amaranthaceae. Gene Ontology annotation, biological process: auxin polar transport; auxin export across the plasma membrane. Gene Ontology annotation, cellular component: plasma membrane; endoplasmic reticulum. The coding region runs from base 974 to 2830 and encodes 618 amino acids. The record is from RefSeq and is a predicted model, not a curated record. The transcript has 7 exons. Gene Ontology annotation, molecular function: auxin efflux transmembrane transporter activity.